Messenger RNA from Macrosteles quadrilineatus (aster leafhopper), 1912 nucleotides. RefSeq names its product translation initiation factor eIF-2B subunit gamma (gene eIF2Bgamma). The transcript is spliced from 12 exons. The coding region runs from base 239 to 1660 and encodes 473 amino acids. Gene Ontology annotation, biological process: biosynthetic process; cytoplasmic translational initiation. Gene Ontology annotation, molecular function: guanyl-nucleotide exchange factor activity; translation initiation factor activity. Lineage: Eukaryota; Metazoa; Arthropoda; Insecta; Hemiptera; Cicadellidae. Gene Ontology annotation, cellular component: eukaryotic translation initiation factor 2B complex; guanyl-nucleotide exchange factor complex. The record is from RefSeq and is a predicted model, not a curated record.
GCGAAGCAGACAAAGACAAGACAACUCAACUAAACCUAACCUAACUUCGCCUUACUCUUUUCUUUUUUGGGUAUUACUUAAACUGUUAAACUUUCAUUCGCGUGUUGAAUCUUGAGCUGAGUUGUUUAAGAUAUUAAUUCAUACCUUUAAAUAAUCCUGUGGUUGUCUUUAACCUAAUUUUGUGUAUCCCUUAUGUGUUCACUAAUACAUUCUGUAAUGUAAUAAGUGGAAGUGUCAAAUGCCCAAAGACAACCACAGAAGGAUUCAAGGAAUAAAAAUGAACAGCGAAUUUCAAGCAAUUAUCAUGGCUGGUGGAAAAGGGUCAAGAAUGACAGAAUUGACAUCCAAAAGGUCCAAAUGUUUGCUUCCAAUUGGAAAUUUACCUAUGAUAUGGUAUCCACUUCGAUUAUUGGAAAAGUCUGGAUUUCGAGAGGCUAUAGUAGUCGUGACUGAACAGAUCAAGAAUGAUGUCCAAGUUGCAUUAGACCGCACAGGAUUGAAAAUUCAUACAGAUAUUGUUGGCAUCCCUGGAGGAGAAGACUGGGGUACGGCAGACACUUUGCGACACUUGGAAGAUUCGAAUAAAAUUAAGAGCGAUGUUGUUAUAGUCAGCUGUGAUCUCAUUACCGAUGUCGACCUCUCAGUGGUCAUAAACCGAUUCCGUCAACACGAAGCGUCUCUUGCCACUCUCUUCUUUCAACCAACUCCUGCUACUGUAAUUUUACCAACUCCAGGCCCCAAGUCCAAAAACAAGACAGAGAGAGACUUAGUGGCUAUAGAUCCUGCCACCUCACGGCUGGUGUUUCUAGCCUCAGCCAGUGACUAUGAGGAGACUCUAGAACUGUCUCGGGGUCUACUCAAGAAACACGGGAAAGUACAACUGUAUUCUAAACUGCUGGAUGCUCACGUCUACGUUAUGAGACGGUGGCUGACCAAGUACCUCUCUCACAACAGGAAUAUGAGUACCCUGAAAGGAGAGUUGAUUCCCUAUACUGUCAAAAAGCAGUUUUCUCGUCCACCCUCUGCCAAACACGACCAUGAGAAAGCGGCAUCCGUUGUAUAUUCAUUCCCCAAGACAGAGCUAAUAGACAUGGCCGAAGAAGAGAAGUUGGCUUCAAAAGUGCGUUCAAUGUCCAGUUAUUCCGACCACCGAGGUGAUCAGAGGCCAGCGUACCAUGGAGACCUGAUACGUUGCUAUGCUCAUAUAGCUUCAGAGCAAAACUUUGCUACCAGAGCUAACACCCUGCAGGAAUAUUGCCGCAUCAACAGAGAGAUUGUUGAUAGGUGGACAGCCAUCACAGGAGAGGUGGAGCUAGUGUCUGUGGCUCCGUCAGCUGUGGUGGCCAGUUCUCAGUUGGAGAGAGAGUCUUGCUUGGUAGGUGAGAAGGCUGUGGUAGCUGAGCGUACGAGUGUCAAAGCCUCCAUCCUGGGUCCUCACAGCAUCAUCAAGCCUCGCACCAGGGUACUCAACAGUGUCCUCAUGAGCGGCAGUCAAGUUGGAGAAGGGUGUGUUAUAGUCAACUGUGUGCUUUGUGCUGAUGCAGUGGUGGAAGACAGUUGUGAUCUCAAGGACUGUCUGGUGGGAAGUCACAUAGUUUCUGCUGGAGAAAAACAUUCCAAUGAAGUGCUGACAGAUGACCAUCUUAUUGAAAUUGUUUGAAAUCUCUUCUAACCCAGGCCCAGGAGGAUGGCCUAAGUCACGCAAUGGUGUAUCUGAGCAACAGCAGAUGUGUAUGGCCAGUUGUCGCUAUGCGGAAGGUGUGCGUAGAGAGAGCCGAUUAUUAGCUACAAGUGUGCCUCGGUGGACCACUAGGUCUGCCUUCGACCAUGCAACGGUGCCACCUCGACAAAAAUCGCCUACUAUGCGCCAAGUUAAGAAAAAAACAUGUGCCUGUGGAAAUUAAAUACUUUU